Messenger RNA from Ipomoea nil (Japanese morning glory), 914 nucleotides. Its product is annotated as thioredoxin M2, chloroplastic-like. Gene Ontology annotation, cellular component: cytoplasm. The record is from RefSeq and is a predicted model, not a curated record. The transcript is spliced from 5 exons. Bases 197 to 904 code for a protein of 235 amino acids. Lineage: Eukaryota; Viridiplantae; Streptophyta; Magnoliopsida; Solanales; Convolvulaceae. Gene Ontology annotation, molecular function: oxidoreductase activity, acting on a sulfur group of donors, disulfide as acceptor.
AUCACCAUCGCCACCAGAAUCCGAAAUAAUCACGUUUUCUCUCUCCCUAAAAAAUCGGCGACUUAAUUAUUAAUCAAUCUGUCUCUUCUGUUCUGCGGCUCAAAGAAAACGUCGAUUUUCAUUUGAAAGAUAUUUGCGGCGAAAGAUAUAUACGGAUGAUCUCUGCAUUUUUUUUUUUGAGAUUUUGAGGGCGUAAAUGGCUACUUCUCUAUACUUCAUCACUCCUCCCUUUAUACAGCUCCCUCCGUCUCUCCGCCGACGAUCGCUCUGUUCGUUACCGUCCAAUUCUCCACCGCAGUUGAACGGAGCAAGCAUCGGCAGCUCCUUUCUGCUCAACCGGAACGUUAGGCCUCGACAAUCUAAGUCCCCCUUCCAUUUACGCGUGGUCUGCCAUCGUGACGCCAAAGUCGUGACUGGCAAGUCAUGGGACAAAAUGAUUUUGAACAGCGAUGUCCCUGUUCUUGUUGAAUUUUAUGCAAGUUGGUGCGGCCCCUGCCGGAUGGUCCAUAGGGUGAUGGAUGAAAUUGCAACUGAUUAUUCAGGAAGAUUAAAAUGCUUUGUACUCAAUGCGGAUUCAGACGUGCAAAUUGCUGAGGACUAUGAUAUCAAGGCUGUGCCAGUGGUGAUGCUGUUCAAGAAUGGGGAGAAACGCGGUUCUGUCAUAGGGUACCAUGCCCAAGGAGUUCUACGUCAAUGCCAUCGAGAGGGUUUUAGCCUCUUAGAUGGAAACAUUAUGAAUGGCUGGCUCAUCAUAAAUUAUGCUCUUUCCUUCCUUUCUUCCCACUGCAAUGUGUUCUGGGCUGUCAAACUGCAUCUUAUCCGUGUCUCAGGGCAACCAAGUUAUAAUGAGAGACUAUUUGUACAGAAAUUUGAGUGGAUAAGUGUAGUGGUGAAAGAUGUUUGAGUAGAAUAAA